Messenger RNA from Argiope bruennichi, 1416 nucleotides. It is a transcript of the gene Arc42, whose product is annotated as short-chain specific acyl-CoA dehydrogenase, mitochondrial-like. Gene Ontology annotation, molecular function: flavin adenine dinucleotide binding. Gene Ontology annotation, cellular component: mitochondrion. Gene Ontology annotation, biological process: fatty acid beta-oxidation using acyl-CoA dehydrogenase; butyrate catabolic process. NCBI's taxonomy places the organism in Eukaryota, Metazoa, Arthropoda, Arachnida, Araneae, Araneidae. The record is from RefSeq and is a predicted model, not a curated record.
CGUCUAGUCCGUACAAAUCAACUUGUUUACAGUUUACAGCCAGACGUGGGGCGAAAAAGAGUAGAAACUGUCUCAGGAAUUUGUAAAUAAUAGUUUUUAGAACUUAUUUUAAAAAUAAUAAAAAUGCUAUCAAGAGCGAGCUUUGCAGUUCGGAUUUUAGGUCACAAUGUAAUGAAACAUACCAUUGGAUUGAGAGCUAUUUCAAAUUCAUUCAAUUUACCAGAAACUCACAAAAUGCUUCAAAAGACUUGCAGAGAAUUUGCUGAAAAAGAACUACAACCUGUUGCUGCCAAGAUUGACAAGGAACACAUAUAUCCUAAAGAACAAAUUAAAAAAUUGGGCGAAUUAGGUUUAAUGGCAAUCACUUUACCAGAAAAAGAUGGAGGUGCGGCUUUGGAUUACCUAGCUUAUGCUAUAGCUAUGGAAGAAAUCAGUAGGGGUUGUGCAAGCUGUGGUGUUGUCAUGAGUGUAAAUAAUUCAUUAUACUUAGGUGCUCUGCAAAAAUUUGGAAGUGCCCCACUUAAAGAAAAAUAUAUGAAACCUUUUGUAAAUGGAGACAGAGUUGGCUGCUUUGCAUUAAGUGAACCAGGAAAUGGCAGUGAUGCUGGAGCUGCAUCAACAUUGGCUGUGUUGGAUGGGGAUAGCUGGGUUUUAAAUGGAACAAAAGCUUGGAUUACAAAUGGUUAUGAAGCAGAUGCUGCUGUGGUUUUUGCUACAACUGAUAAGGCGAAGAAACAUAAAGGUAUCAGUUGUUUCCUUGUGCCAAAACCUAUAAAAGGGCUUAUUGGAAAGAAAGAGGACAAAUUAGGCAUAAAGGGAUCUUCCACUUGUAAUCUGAUAUUUGAAGAAUGCCGUAUCCCCAAAGAAAAUGUUAUAGGACAACUUGGUGAUGGAUUCAAAAUUGCUAUGACAACUUUGGAUGCUGGACGAAUAGGAAUUGCUGGCCAAGCUCUAGGAAUAGCUCAGGCUGCUCUUGAUUGUGCUAUUCAUUAUGCUGCCCAGCGACAAGCUUUUGGAUCACCUAUUCUCAAUUUACAAGCCAUUCAGAUGAAAUUAGCUGACAUGGAACUAAGAAUAGAAAGUGCACGUUUGCUGACAUGGAAAGCUGCAAUGUUGAAAGAUGCAAGACAAAAUUUCACAAAAGAAGCUGCACUAGCUAAGUUAGCAGCCUCUGAAGCAGCAACAUUUGUAUCCCAUCAGGCCAUCCAAAUUCUUGGUGGAAUGGGAUAUGUGUCUGACAUGCCUGCAGAAAGACAUUACAGAGAUGCUCGAAUUACUGAAAUAUAUGAGGGGACAAGUGAAAUUCAAAAGUUGGUUAUUGCCAAUAAUCUCAUCAAAGAGUAUGGACUUAAAUAAAAGAGAGUUUUAUAUAUCAAUUUUAUAUUUGUACAAAUAAAAAUAUUUUUUUCAAGCAUA